Glycine soja is the source of this 438-nucleotide messenger RNA. Its product is annotated as zinc finger protein 6-like. Gene Ontology annotation, molecular function: transcription cis-regulatory region binding; DNA-binding transcription factor activity. The transcript has a single exon. NCBI's taxonomy places the organism in Eukaryota, Viridiplantae, Streptophyta, Magnoliopsida, Fabales, Fabaceae. The record is from RefSeq and is a predicted model, not a curated record. Bases 1 to 438 code for a protein of 145 amino acids. Gene Ontology annotation, biological process: trichome differentiation; cytokinin-activated signaling pathway; gibberellic acid mediated signaling pathway. Gene Ontology annotation, cellular component: nucleus.
AUGAAGCUAUUUGGUUUCCCCUUGAAGGGUUCGGGUUCCAUCAGUAUUAGUGAGGACACACCAUGUGUCGACGAUGGAGGUGGCAAGAAAUUCAAGUGCCGCUACUGUCGUCGCCAAUUUGCCAAUUCUCAAGCACUAGGAGGCCACCAAAAUGCGCACAGGAGAGAACGUGCUAAGCUAGCCCAGUUCAAAUAUCUUCUCCGUCUUCAACAACAUGAUCAGUACCAUCAUCAUAGGUUCAACCAAGCAUCAAAUGCUUCACCUAGUGUUAGUGAUGCUAGUGCAACAACUAGUGCUGCAGCUUUGUUUCAAUUUCAUAGUGCAGCUGCUGCAGGGUCAUCACAUCUUGGGACACUGCUCCUGCAAGUACCAGCUGGUGGCAACGAUGUGGAUCUCAACCUCAGAUUAGCUUGCUCCUCAGAGAACUUGAAGAACUGA